Topomyia yanbarensis is the source of this 1166-nucleotide messenger RNA. RefSeq lists its product as uncharacterized. The record is from RefSeq and is a predicted model, not a curated record. The transcript has 3 exons. Bases 133 to 918 code for a protein of 261 amino acids. Lineage: Eukaryota; Metazoa; Arthropoda; Insecta; Diptera; Culicidae.
CAUCGGCACACCCUCUUUUGGCCGAUACUAUCGGCAAAAUAAUUUGAUCUGUCAAAAGAGUUAAAAAUAAUCUAGACGAUUAAUGCUCGUAAUUGAGCAGGAAAAAAACAAAGAUUUUUUAUUACCCCUUAAAUGGACACAGUCGUUCCGGAACCAGCAAUGCCACCAUCCCCCGCCGCGGCACUAUCGGCACGACGUGAAGCUCGAAGGAAACGCAUUUUGGAAAACUCCAACAAUCGCCUAACUAAAAUUACAGGAAGGGAACACAACGAAUCAACUGCUGAGGACUUUACAGUGAAACCUCCCGACGUUAUUUAUCCCGAUCCAGAAGAUGAACGUGAUGUAUAUCAACAGCCGGAAAUUAGUCCAUUUUUACAAGACGCUGGCUUUCCAUCAGCUGACGGCGACAUAUUUUCACUACUAAGUACACUACAACAAGUGCAGUCUAAUGGAGGGAUUGCUGGUGGUGGCCCGGUGCAUUACGGCGAGUCAACGAAUGUCCCACCCGUCCCGGAAAGCAAGUUGGUGAGAUUUCUUCGUACAAAAAUUCACAUUGCACUGACAGGGAUCGCUGUAUAUCUACUGUUUGCGGCCGAUCAGCAACAUUUGAUUGGAGGGAAUGUAUUUAUUCUGCUGCUGGGCUGGGAAUUUGGUGAAGUUUUUCUGUUGAAAUCGCACGAACCAAAAUCUUCCUUCCUGGAUAUUGUGUUCCUUCUCGGAGGAAUAUCGAACAAAUAUUCCCGGAUUAUAUUGAAAUUUGCACAAACAGUCAACCGAGUGAUGAAGGAUGUAGCAUUUUUCGUUUUUUUCUUUGUUCUAACACAUCUGGUGUGGAGUCGGUUGGUGCUGGGAAUCGAAUUCAACUAUGUGUUAGGCUAUGACCGGUUGGAAUCGGACGAGAAACUGUUGUCCUCGUAGGGACAAUUUCUGCCGGUGUUCUGGUACGGUGCAAAGGUGAGUCAAGUUUUCAAAUACUUCUUUUAAUUCUGAUUGUUUCAUAUACAAAGUCACAAAAAAUCUUGGGGGUUGAUUCUCCAGUCCUUUUGAAAUACUCCUGUCGUCACAAAUGUAUGGGCAAAAGCAAAGAUAACCAACAAGACUAGGAUGUUUUGCUACCUUUAAAUGUUAAGUUGCUAGUAACGAUAAAAUAUGUGCUUUCAAGAAUA